This is a messenger RNA of Trichomonas vaginalis G3, 1062 nucleotides long. Its product is annotated as protein domain specific binding. The transcript has a single exon. The record is from RefSeq and is a predicted model, not a curated record. Gene Ontology annotation, cellular component: cytoplasm. Lineage: Eukaryota; Parabasalia; Trichomonadida; Trichomonadidae. Bases 1 to 1062 code for a protein of 353 amino acids. Gene Ontology annotation, biological process: signal transduction.
AUGCUAAAUGAGGAAAACAAGGCAGCUUUUCAAUUAAUUAAAAUAUUACAUAACUCAGGACGUCCAAAAGACACAGUUUUCUUCCUUCAGAAGAUGGCAACAGCAAAAAAAGAAUUAGAUGAUGUUUUUAUUCCAAUUUUUGUUCAGGCACAUAAAGCUUAUACAAAUGAAAAACGUAAUGCAAUCAGAGUUAUUGACGAAUUAAUAGCUAAAAAAGAAAUUGAAGAUGAAAAUUAUAUUGCUCAGCUAGAAAAUUACAGACAGAAGAAAUACGAUGAAUUGUACUUGAUAUGUGAAAGAACUGUAGCACUUGUAGACAAAAUUUUGAUCCCAAACGCUCCUACACAAAGAAUUAGAUUUAUUUACUAUAAAAUGAAAGCAGAUUUCCUUCGAUAUCAAGCCGAAUAUGCCAAAACACAAUUACAACCAUAUUUCAUUACCCAAGCUGCAGACAGCUAUCAAAAUGCUUUACUUAUUGCAAAAGAUCAAUUUGAACCCGAAAGUAUCCAAUAUUUAGGUCUCGUUUUAAACUAUACUGUAUUUUUGUACGAAUUCAAAAAUAUGAAGGUAGAAGCUAUUAAAUUCAUUGAAACAACGUUAGAUAUGGUAAUGCCAACAAUUUACGCCAACCAAUCGAAAUAUGCUGACUCACAACCAUAUGUGCAGAUGCUUCGUGAUAACUCUACGCUUUGGAGAAGAGAAACAGACCUUCCUGAAGAAAAACCUCCUGAACCAGAAAAGAAAGAAGAAAAUCCUGAUGGAAAAACAGAAAAUAAGGCAAAUGAUAAUAAAAACGACCAAAAUAAGGAAGAGAAAUCAAAUACAGAAAAUAAUCAAGAAAAACCAGCAGAACAGAAAGAUGAAAAACAUCCAGGAACUCCAGAGGGAAGUCAAUCAAAGAAUGAAGAAGCUCUGCCACCUCAGGAACAAAAGAAAGAAGCUUCAAUAGAAGAUAUCAUACAAGAAAAGCAUACUGCAGAGGAAAAACAUCAAGAAAAAGAAGUUAAAGAUUCGGUUCAAAUCGUUGAACCCACAAUUGAACCACCCAAACAACAAGAAUGA